This is a messenger RNA of Sorex araneus (European shrew), 465 nucleotides long. Its product is annotated as interferon-induced transmembrane protein 3-like. NCBI's taxonomy places the organism in Eukaryota, Metazoa, Chordata, Mammalia, Eulipotyphla, Soricidae. Bases 62 to 445 code for a protein of 127 amino acids. The record is from RefSeq and is a predicted model, not a curated record. The transcript has 2 exons. Gene Ontology annotation, biological process: response to interferon-beta; host-mediated suppression of symbiont invasion; response to interferon-alpha. Gene Ontology annotation, cellular component: plasma membrane.
CCCACUUCCCUACCAUCAAAUCUUUUCUCUGUGAAAUCUUUUGCUUCCCCCACAAAGAAAGAUGAUCAAGGAGGAGCAUGAGGUGGCCAUGCUGGGGGCGCCCCAGCAUAGGGGAGCCCCUGUGACCUCCACCGUGAUCAACAUCCAGCCUGAGAUCCCCUCGGAGCCCGACCAUGUCGUCUGGUCUCUGUUCAACACCCUCUUCAUGAACGUCUGCUGCCUGGGCUUCCUGGCUUUCGCCUACUCUGUGAAGUCUAGGGACAGGAAGAUGGUUGGCGACAUGAUUGGGGCCCGGAGCUAUGCGUCCACCGCCAAGUGCCUGAACAUCAGCGCCCUGAUCCUGGGCAUCCUCUUCAACAUUGGAAUCAUCGUCGCUGUGGUGUUUGCUGCCUUAUUGUUUUCCAAAAUAUACUACCAAAGUGUGCAUAAGGGUGGAGGCCUCUAGAAUCUCCCCACCGUCUGAUG